Molecule: messenger RNA, 4073 nt
Organism: Pseudoliparis swirei
Lineage: Eukaryota; Metazoa; Chordata; Actinopteri; Perciformes; Liparidae
Gene: ero1b
Product: endoplasmic reticulum oxidoreductase 1 beta
Exons: 16
Coding region: 1-1392 (463 amino acids)
Biological process (GO): protein folding in endoplasmic reticulum
Cellular component (GO): endoplasmic reticulum; endoplasmic reticulum membrane
Molecular function (GO): protein-disulfide reductase activity; thiol oxidase activity; FAD binding
Source: RefSeq, a predicted model, not a curated record
AUGGCCCCAAAAAACCCGGGGCCCGGAUCCGGAACAGAUGCGCGCUGCAAAGUUGUGCCCUCUUGUUUCCCCCUCUCCGCUCUGCUUCAGCUCACCGGAGUCCUGGACGACUGCUUCUGUGACGUCGAGAGCAUCGACGUCUUCAACAACUUCAAGAUCUACCCUCUAAUCAAGAAGCUCACGGGGAAAGACUACUUCAGAUACUACCGGGUGAACCUGAGGCGGCCGUGUCCCUUCUGGCCCGACGACGGACAUUGUUCCAUCAAAGACUGCCAUGUGGAGCCCUGCCCAGAGAGUAAGAUCCCGGUGGGCAUCAAGUCUGGGAACUACAAUAAGUACUCUCAUGCGCCGAUCAACGUUUCGGACGUGACGGAGUGCGAGCAGAUCAAGGAGCUGGGUGCCAUCAACAGCACCCUAAGUCACCGGAGUAAAGAGGCGUUCGCCGACUGGGCGAGACACGACGACGCUCAGGACUACUUCUGUGAGCUGGAUGAUGAAACCUCUCCAGAUUCUGAGUACGUGGAUCUGAUGCUGAAUCCGGAGCGAUUCACUGGGUACAAAGGUCCUUCGGCCUGGAGAGUCUGGAACAGCAUCUACGAGGAAAACUGCUUCAAGCCCAGAUCGGUGUACCGACCUCUGAACCCUCUGACUCCCAGCAGAGGAGUCGACGAUGAAGAGGUGUUCUACAAGUGGCUGGAAGGCUUGUGUUUGGAGAAGAGAGUCUUCUACCGACUCAUCUCGGGCCUCCACAGCAGCAUCAACAUCCACCUGUGUGCAGAGUACCUGCUGGACGAGGGGUGGGGCUCCUCGGUCUGGGGUCCGAACGCCGCGGAGUUCCGCCAGCGCUUCGACACGGCGGAGACGAAGGGCGAGGGCACGCGGCGCCUGAAGAACCUCUACUUCCUGUACCUCAUCGAGCUGCGGGCGCUCUACAAGGCGGCGCCCUACUUCGAGCGGGCGUUCAUCAACCUGUACACGGGGAACCUGAAGGAGGACGCCGCCACCAAGAAGCUGCUGCUGCAGGUCUUCAAGGAGAUCAAAUCGUUCCCGAUGCAUUUUGAUGAGAAGUCGAUGUUCGCCGGACACAAGACCGAAGCCAAGAUACUAAAGGAGGAUUUUCGCCUCCAUUUCAAAAACAUCUCCAGGAUCAUGGAUUGUGUCGGCUGCAGUAAAUGUCGCCUGUGGGGGAAAAUACAGACCGAGGGCCUCGGCACGGCCCUGAAGAUCCUCUUCUCGGAGAAGGAGAUCCAGAAGCUUCCGGAGCACAGCCCCUCCAAAGGCUUCCAGCUGACUCGCCAGGAGAUCGUGGCGCUGAUCAACAGCUUCGCCAGGUUGUCCACCAGUAUCCAUCAGCUCAACAGUUUCCGCCUGCUGCUGGAUGACAAGAGGUGACAGGCGGCGGCGCCCUCCCUCCCGUGGCCAGUAGGCGGCGCCACACCUGCAAUAGUCUAAUCUUCACCCAAAGGAAGGUCUUUUAUCUCCAUGGACGGCAGGAUCAGCCGUAAACACAACAACAACAACAACACCCGCCCCCCCCUUCAACAAACACGCCCUCCUCCCGUGAAUCUCUCUCCUGUAGAUCAUGAAUGUUUUCUCCUCCGUCGGGAAAGUCUAAGAACUUCCCCGACGUCUUUUUCUCUCUGCUGUAAAACGUGUUCGCCGGUGUACAAACCUUUUUUGUUUGUGGUUUAUUUAUUUAUUAAUUAUAUUAUCAUAUAUUAAUUAUAUAUCUGAAUGAAACUUCCAGCGCGGCGUCCAGCGGGCGACGAAGUGUCCGAGUUUCGUUUUGAAGCCGAGAACUCUCAUCGCUUCGCCACGGUCGUUUCCUCUUUCUCGCUGGCCCCGCCCCCUCUGCUGACAUCACUUCCGCGGAUGUUUUUCCCCAGAGGAGGGGGCUCGGUCGGGUUCUCCAUACAUGUAAGAUUUAAUUAUUGUUCUUUUCCUCUCUUCUCUCGAUCUUUUCUCCUUUAGUUGUUUUUAGAUACGUUUGUUGCUCAAAGCCUGAGAACUCGGACCAAUCUGCUCGUGUUAACCAUCUCAGGCCGUGUGCGUGUGUGCGCGUGUGUGUGGGCGGAUCAUCGUUUCAAUUAUGAAAUUAUAGUUUAAACAACUCGUUAAAUAUGUGGCUUCAAGCUUAACACGCCUAUAUUAUAUAUAUCUAUGUUAUUGUGUUUUAUUUGUAUUUAAUUGCUCUCGUGAUAGAAGUAGAGUUAUUCUUCUCUAUGAAACCACAGCUGGACAAUUAAUCACAUUAACGAGUCAAAUCUGAUGUUUCUUUGUAUUUUAAUUUUCUUUACAUAAAUCUUUAGAAAGGGAAGUGGCAUUAAGACAAAAUACAUAUAGCCAAACACUGUGUGUGAAGUUGGAACUCUUUGGUGUGUGUGUGUGUGUGUGUGUGUGGAUCAUCAACAGUUGCAGCUAAUGGACUACGACUUGAUUCCAAAGUUAAUAACCGUGACACAGUAGCAACAUUUUGCUCUUUUUGCGUUAACCAAUUAAUAAUUCAGUUUUUGGAUGAAAGUGUCGUGUUUGCUUAAUUUGUUAUUCUUUUUGGCCAAAGUGCCGCCGAGUUUUAUUUGUUUGUUUUUUUGCUUCAGCCGCUUCGUCUUAAAGCAAAACUUUAAAGUCUGGACCGAUUUAUUUAAAUAGGAAAUAAUCGGAGUCAUUAGGUUCUCUUGAGAUAACUUAUUGCUUCAGUAUUUUACUUUACAUUCAUUUCCUCAUGAGGGAAACUGAGUUUUCUCUUAAUUUAAUUCUUAUUUUUUUAAUGGAGCCAAGAUCUCCAAAUGUUUCCGGAACCUUAAUGACUGCAACAAGAUAUAUAUAUAUAUAUAUAUAUAUGUAUAUAUAUAUAUGUAUGUGUACAUAUAUAUAUAUGUGCAUAUAUAUGAUAUGUAUAUUAUUUAUAUAUAUAUAUGAACAUAUAUAUGUGUAUAUUAUGUAUAUAUAUAUUAUAUGCGUGUAUAUAUAUAUUAUAUUUUAUUAUAUAUAUAUAUAUAUAUAAUUGUUCAGAUUCAAACCAACACUGUUUGUGUGGCUCUCGGCUCCGAGUCUGUUGGUUCCUACAGUUCAAAAAACACAAAUAUAUAAUUUGAUAUAUAAUUUGAGCUCAAAUUAAUUAUUUGUAUGAAACAAGCAGGAGGAAACGUUGGAUUUGUUGACAACAAGACAAAAACGACAACAACAGACGACUUUCACAAGUCUUGAGAUAAAACGUGGAACACGAACCAGCCGGUGAAACGAUGGCGAUCAAUACCCAGCGUCACCACAAGGGGGCGGACUUGUUCAUGAGGUGGUUUUACACAUUACAUCAUGAUUCCAGUCUUUUUGCGAGCAGUAAAAGUUUGAAGCGGACCAAAGAGUUUAAAGUUUCCUAAAUAUUUUGUACGCAUCUGUUUUGUUUGUGACGCCCAGCCAGUGUUUUAUAUUUUACUUUUUAUUGUUUUUUCCUUUUUUAAUUGUCACGUAAAAAGAUUUGUUGCAGCUUUUGUUCGGCUGGCAUCGCUUGUAAUUUAGUAGUUUAAAAAAAGGAUAAGAAAAUAUAUUAUUGAAAUACAAAUAUAUAUAUAAAGAGUAAUAUUAAAAUCCUUCUUCUUAUGGGCCUCAUCCCAUCGUGCCGUACAUCUCGACCUCUUUUCUUUCUCUUUGUCUUGCAGUCGUAGAGUGAGAGUCAAAGUUAUUAUUACAGCUCACAAGUAGGUAUUCAACUUUAAAUAACAAGCCUCUUAUAAGUUAUAAUGAGUUAAUUGAGUCUGUUCCCUGUGUGUGUUUUGUUACUGUGAAUGUGAGACAGGAGUGUGUAGAGAGAGAGGGAGAGAGAGAGACGUGUGCAUGCCCUCCUCUGAGCCUCUCAUGCCUCCAGCAGCUGGUCGUCCCGUAUGGUUUCUCUUCAGCCUUAAAAAUCAACAAAUCGCAAUUUUUAUUUUAUUUUCGAAUCUCUUUGUCAGUUUAAAGUUUGUUUUUGUUUUCUUGCUUUCAGAUCUCUAUGAAUAUAUACGUAGUUGCACCAUGUGGAUGUGUGUACCUGUUGACUAUAUUUAUUUGACAAGAAAAAUAAAUAUUUCUUGACUUCA